This is a messenger RNA of Plodia interpunctella (Indianmeal moth), 1782 nucleotides long. RefSeq names its product lysosomal acid glucosylceramidase-like. Bases 101 to 1681 code for a protein of 526 amino acids. The transcript is spliced from 12 exons. The record is from RefSeq and is a predicted model, not a curated record. Gene Ontology annotation, molecular function: glucosylceramidase activity. Gene Ontology annotation, biological process: glucosylceramide catabolic process. Lineage: Eukaryota; Metazoa; Arthropoda; Insecta; Lepidoptera; Pyralidae.
UGAAAACAAUAUCGAUAAGAGACAAUGUAAGCCAGUACUCGACGCUAUUUUGGUUAUAAAUAUUAUUUUAUUAAACUAUUGUUCGUUCAUUAUCAUUGGAAUGUCGAAUGCAGUCGCCGCAAUGAGGCAAAAUUAUUUAUUUUUGCUAUUCUUUGUAACGUUUUUAAGAAAAAUUUACGCUUGGGAUAAGCCAUGUCUUACCAGACAAGCGAACACUUCUUACGUCUGCGUGUGCAGCGCUACUUAUUGCGACGAAGUUACCAGGGAGAAACCCAAACUUGGUACAUUCUACACUUACACGACUACACAAGAUGGACUUCGUUUCGAAAAGUCAUUUAAUCUACUGACACAAUAUGUGGAUGAUUCCAGUGAAGCAGCUUACGGAGACUGCAAUAUCUUAGAGGUGGACCCCUACACACGGUACCAGACAAUCGAGGGCUUCGGAGGUGCCGUCACAGACUCCGCCGGCAUCAAUUGGAAAUCGUUGAAGGACCUACGGCUUAGGAAAAACCUUGUCGAGUCCUACUUCGGUCGUAGUGGGAUCGGCUACAACAUGAUUCGUGUCCCGGUGGGUGGAUGUGACUUCUCCACACGUCCUUACGCCUACAACGAACUGCCUGUCAACGACGCCAAACUGGGAAACUUCUCGCUCGCUUUUGAAGAUUAUGAGUUCAAGAUUCCCCUAAUCCAAGAAGCGAUGAAGACGUCGCUGGAGCCUAUUCACCUGGUCGCAUCGACCUGGUCUCCUCCGCUCUGGAUGAAGGACCCUAGCGAGAUCUCAGGGCUCAACCGACUCAGAGAGCAGUUCUAUCAAACUUAUGCUGACUACCACUUAAAGUUCAUACAGAAGUACGCAGAGAAGGAUAUUCCGAUUUGGGCCGUGACCACCACCAACGAGCCGCUCAGCGGGAUCAUGUCUCUGGGCCACAACAACGGUCUAGGUUGGACUACGAAGGGGAUGGGAAAAUGGAUUGCGAACAAUCUGGGACCUACGCUCAGGAAAUCACCUUUCAAUGUGAAGAUAUUGGUAGGAGACGACAUGCGGUUCACAGUGCCUCUUUGGUUUAACACGGUCCUCGACGAUACUCCCGAAGCUCUGGACUUCAUCGACGGCAUCGCGGUCCACUUCUACUACGACGACACCAACCCCCCCUCGCUGCUCAAUGAACCCCUCCAGAAAUACCCGGGAAAAUUUGUCAUUUAUACUGAAGCUUGUAAUGGUAUUCAGACAACUCCGCCCGUGCUUUUGGGAUCUUGGGAAAGAGCUAUUAAAUAUCUCAAAAACAUUAUAGAGGAUUUGAACUAUAACGUGGUCGGCUGGAUCGACUGGAAUAUGUGUCUGAACUCUGAAGGAGGUCCCAAUUACAUCAGCAACUUCGUGGACUCACCCAUAAUCGUGUUCCCUGAACGGGGGGAGUUCAUCAAACAACCCAUGUUCUACGCCUUAGGGCAUAUCUCCAAGUUCUUCACUAGAGGGUCGCAGAGAAUCGAAAUCAACAGGCAAAAGUGCUGCAAUGUGGACAAUGUCGCUGUCGUCACUCCAGAUGAUACUAUUGUCGUUGUUCUUUAUAAUGGCGACAACAAACACAUUGAAAUAUCCAUAAAGUUGGGCGACGGGAUAGCUGCAGUUGUUUUGCCGCCAAAUUCUAUUGUCACUGUCGAACUACCCAAUUUUGUUUGACGUGAUACAUGAAAAAUAUUAAUUUUGGAAUUUUCUACAAAUAAAUACAAUUCCAUUCAUGUGUUAUUAAAAUUUUAUUUCUGUGACAAUAAACAAUAAAU